CCGGAUUAUAUAUCAUAUUGCUGGUCCUGCCCACGUGUAAGCUGAGUUUCCAGAAUUUUUCUACAGAGUAUUUCACACGAAGCACAUCGUAAGCCUCCUAUUCGACAGCAUGUCUCUCGGACGUACCUUUAAGCUUAACUCGGGCUACGAAAUCCCAGCUGUGGGACUAGGGACCUGGCUUUCCAAACCGCAUGAAGUCGAAGACGCUGUCGAGGCUGCUCUUCGGACAGGGUAUCGCCAUAUCGACGGCGCAGUGAUCUACAGGAACGAGAACGAGGUCGGAAGAGGUUGGAAGAAGUCGGGUGUGCCGCGAGAACAGAUCUUCAUUACUAGCAAGCUCUGGAACACACAUCACCGCCCCGAACACGUGGAAGCGCAACUCGACAAGACUCUCGAAGACCUUCAGACCGAUUAUCUGGAUCUAUACCUGAUCCAUUGGCCGGUAUCUUUCGAAUAUGCCGGGGAAGAUCUGAAGCCCGUCGACCCAGUUACCAAGCGAUUCAAACUAGCCGAUGUCCCCAUUGCCGACACCUGGAAGGCCAUGGAGAAGCUGGUUAAAUCAGGCAAGGUCCGGAGUAUUGGUGUGAGCAAUUUCACCCAGGAACAUGUCGAGGAGCUCCUCAAGACCGCGGAGAUUCCACCAGCUGCGAACCAGAUCGAAGCGCAUCCGUAUCUCCUGCAGCCAAAGUUGACACAGUAUCUCAAGGAUAAGAAUAUCCUCCCUAUCGCAUAUAGUCCUCUUGGUAACAACCUCGCUGGCCUCCCACGUGUCAUCGACGACCCAUUCGUUAAAGAGUUGGCCAGUUCAUUGAACAAAGAUCCAGCCCAAUUGCUGAUCUCCUGGGGCGUACAACGAGGGACAGCCGUGCUAUCCAAGAGCGUGACACCGUCCCGAAUCGAGAGCAAUUUCCAAGACUUCAUCCUUCCCGAUCCGAUCUUCGAAACUCUAAAUCGACUGGACCGCCAUGUCCGAUACGGACUUCCUUUCCAGUGGGGUCUGGAUAUCUUCGGAGAGGAGGGUACCGAAGAGAUCGAAAGACGCGCUGAAGAGUUCGCGGCGAAGCAAAGAGAGCAGGCAUGAUAAUAUGUCCGAUAUGGAAUUCCUCUCCUGGCGAAGCAUCGGAAUAUAUAGCAGCGUACAGUCCGCUCCGUUGAACAUGUAUUUCCACAAUC
Aspergillus homomorphus CBS 101889 is the source of this 1173-nucleotide messenger RNA. RefSeq names its product aldo/keto reductase family protein. Gene Ontology annotation, molecular function: aldose reductase (NADPH) activity. NCBI's taxonomy places the organism in Eukaryota, Fungi, Ascomycota, Eurotiomycetes, Eurotiales, Aspergillaceae. The coding region runs from base 110 to 1081 and encodes 323 amino acids. The transcript has 7 exons. Gene Ontology annotation, cellular component: cytosol. The record is from RefSeq and is a predicted model, not a curated record.